Molecule: messenger RNA, 942 nt
Organism: Parnassius apollo (apollo)
Lineage: Eukaryota; Metazoa; Arthropoda; Insecta; Lepidoptera; Papilionidae
Source: the annotation of a GenBank genome assembly
AUGUAUGAGGGCAAAGGAGAUACAAUACUCACAACCAAUGAAGCUGAAAAUCUUGAUAUUGGCGGAAAAGUUGUGCUGAAGUUAUCUGAAACUUUGCCUGAAGGAGUUAAGUUAUACAUGGACAGAUACUUUACAUCAUUGGAUUUACUGGACAAAUUACGUUCAAAGAAGAUGCAGGCAACAGGUACUCUUAGAAAGGCAAACAUACCUAAAAACUGCAAUUUCAAAACUGACAAUGAGCUGAGAAAACAAGGACGUGGUUCUUCGGAUCAACUCGUUCGCAGUGACGGUAAUGUGGCAUGUCUAAAGUGGUUUGAUAACAAACCAGUAAUAAUGGCAUCAUCUGUUGAUUCCAAAGAACCCAUCAACAAAUGCAGACGUUGGUGUAAAAAAACUAAACAGUAUAUCCAAGUUGACAGACCAUUUGCAAUAGAGCAAUAUAAUACCAUGAUGGGCGGUGUAGAUAUGUUGGACAGGGUCAUCAAUUUUUACAGAAUUAGAGCACGUUCCAAAAAAUGGACUGUUCGUCUGAUUUUGCGGCAGCUGCUGGAUGGCUUGUAUACAGGAAUGAAGCUAAAUUCGAGGGAACAGAUACACAUAAUUCAUGAAGUAGAUUCAGACGACUCAACAGAAGAAGCACAACCUUGGAGCCGUAAAAGAAAAUAUAUACCUCAACCUCCAGUUCAACUGAGGACAGCCAUGGCCGGUCAUUUGCCAUUGAUUGAUGAACAAAAUGACAAUCACAGAUGCCGAAUGCCAGGAUCCAUUGAGAUGGAUAUUUCAAAAAAUACUGCUCUAAUUGAAGCCCUGUUAUUAGAAGAGAUUCCGGACUGUGACGAAGAGUCUGAAGCAGGUGUGUCCGAUGAUGAAGUGGAAAAUAUUCAACAACCUUCACCAAGAGGCUUCGAUGAGGUUUUUGGAAGAGCUCUAGAAAAUAUUUGA